This is a messenger RNA of Physella acuta, 2874 nucleotides long. RefSeq lists its product as uncharacterized. The record is from RefSeq and is a predicted model, not a curated record. Lineage: Eukaryota; Metazoa; Mollusca; Gastropoda; Physidae.
GUACAUCGGCAACAACAACAAUAACUCGGAUAUGGCCCAGGUGAAACACGUCAUAGAGCACCAAUUUAGACAAGCACCACAACAGAGUUACCUCCCACCUAUCCAGGCGCCAGCACCCAUCGCAGCAGUACAGCCAAUAACAUAUCUCCCUCAGCCCGUGGCUCACACUGAGCUAGUUCCUAUCCAGGCCGUUCAGCAAACUUUAGCGUACCCUACACUCACGGUCAAGUCAAUGGACAACCCGAGAAAAGAUACCAUGUUUAACAAAGCAGACUUUAUGGAUAUGAUGAUGCUACAGAACGCCCAGAUGCAUCACAUGGUCAUGCAGCAGAUGAUGCUGCACCAACUCCCAGGGGCGAGACCCGCCACUAUACCUUUUGCUGAGCCCGCCGCCCCUGUAGCACUGAUGAGGCCAGCACCAUCAGUGUACCACCACCACAUCAACAGCCAACCAAACUUCUCCAUGCCUCCAAUGGACUAUCGGGGUAUGGGUGGUAAUGGAGGAGGCUACGGCCGCAACUUCAAUAGCACAAUUUAUGAUGAUGGCUCCAAUUAUUAUCACUACCACUGAGAAGAAGCAAGGAUUCUAUUGGCUGGUUAAUGUGGGACAACUUGUUUGUGAUUGGCUGGCAGAGUCACGUGAUGAUGUGCUGAUAUAAUGUGUUGUUUUGAUGCAUGAACUAAUGUAUUUUGAAGUCGUUUUCUUUACUGUAAUGCUUCCGAUAAAUGGUGUUUAUUAAUGUUUUCGAUGUAAUGUAAACUAUAAUUUAUUUUAAAAUUUGUUUUCACACUUAAAAAAUAGUACAUAGGCUUCGUAAUAACUAAAAAGAAAUCAUUUAAAUUUGCUAAUUAAAACCAAAAAUAGAAAAAAAACUUUAUAGGGACCUGCUUAAAAAAUUUGAAUAUAUUUGAAAAUAACUACUCAGCAAAUUCCCUAAUUCAAAACAAAAAUUCCUUAAAUCUCAAAAGAGACUAAUAUAUUAAAUGUUUUUUCCAUUAAAAUAUGAAUUUCUUUUACUAAAACCAGUAUAUGUAAAAUAAUAGUAUCUACUCAAAUAUAUCAAUAAAUAUUGAAAUGAAAUCUGAUACAAAGGUAGUGUCGUUUCACCAAGUGCCUGUUUCUUCCAAUAUGGUGUAUAAAAUUUGUGAUACAAGUCUGUGAUAUUUUUCAAUUUAUGUUUUAAAGUAAAUCUUGGAAUGGGCUGUUUUAUACUGCAUUGAUUUUUAUAUACCUUUUUAGUCAUUCAAUAGGGUAACAAUUUUUAUAAUCCUUACAGAAACAAUAGAUUUAUUUUACAAUGUAUUUGCUUUUACAAAAUAAAAUCCCAUAAGUAAAACAGUUACUUCAAUAGUGUAACACAUCAAUAAAAGCAAAACUUAUUAUUUUUUAGUUGGCUUUACAAAAGAAAUUAUAUUAAAUUAAAAGUUCACUUUAAAAUUUAAUUAAAAUAUAAAUACAAUUACAGUGUCUCAUAAUGUCUAAAAAAAAUAAGAUUUAACUACAAAAAUGUUUUACACAGUGUAAUGUAUUUUGAUUUUUAUGUAAGUGGAGUUUUAUAAGAUGUGUUUUAUAAGAGGAUUAAACCAACUUUAAACUUUUUGAAGUAAAACAGAUAUUGAGUCAAACGUAGUGACUGUACAAACUGUCUCAAGAAUUUUCUAGAAGGUUGUGUUUGCCUUUUACACCAUGUUCACACUUGCGACAUGUAUACUAUACAUGUCUAGGAAAAAUAACUGGCAGCAAGUAAGUAUACAUGCUCCAUGGAACAAAAUGUUCAUAUGUAACAUUAACUUGUUACGUGUUUUGUUUUUCUAGAUAUGUAUGGUAUACAUGUCGCAUGGGUAAACUGAGAGAUGUUUCUUUCUGUAUAUAAAAUAUACUAAUUUUUGUAUGUGAAUUUCUCUUUGUUUAAUAAUUCAUUUCAUUCACAAACUUACAUAAAGCUCUAAAAAUAACCAUUCAUGAAUCUAUAAUCAAUAAUACAUCAUUUUUAAAACUAAUUAUAGCCUCAUUUUAAAACAAAAUAGCAUACACGUGGUCAAUUUUAGAACUUUAAAUUUAAAAAAUAUCGUAAGCCUAAAGAUUAUGUUAGUGGGAAUUUUAUAAGUUGCUUUUAAUAAAAACGUACUAAAGAAAAUCUAAAAUUUACUAAACUUUCAACUUUAAAAAAAAAUGCUACAUGUAAAUCUGGUCAAUAUUAUUAAUCAGAAACUUAUAUUUAAAGAAUUAGGAUGGUAAGGCGUUAAGAUUAAAACACUGAAAAUUUUACACCUUACAUUUUAAAUACUUUAAUGUGUAUGCAUAUCAACUUUUGAAAUAAAAUAAAAAAAACCCAUACAUAGAUUUCAACAACAUUUAAAUUUUAUUUUUAAAUUUAAACUGCCAGUAUCCUGUGUUAUGGUUCUUUAUAAAAGAACUUUUAUAAAUUAAUAAAAUACAGUCAUUUAACAUGCAUUACCCAUAUACUUUUUCAAAUAUAAUUUUUUGUAUGUCUAAUGAGGUACUCUAUAGCAAAUUUCUAUACUUUCGUAGAUUGUAGAUAUUUCCCAUAAAAAAAAUAUUUUCUUAGGCUAACACACCGACAUUUGGCUGUCCAUUAGUUAUAUCUUUCUCCAUCAAAAGUUCCUUUUGUUUAAAAAGUCAUUCUCUAACUCUAAACGUAUUGAAAUAAAAUAUCCUAUUUUUGUUGGUUUUUUUUUUUAAAUACAAUAAACGUCCAAGUUUUUUUAAUUCUUCUACAAUGAACUGUAAAUUUUGAAGUAAUUUCAUAUAUAUUUAUUUCUAAUUCAAAAUGUGUACAUUCCUAAGUAAUUUGACUUUCAAUUUAAAACAGAGGUGUCUAAAUUAAAGAAAUAAAUGUUUCAAUAAAAAUG